Drosophila virilis is the source of this 1327-nucleotide messenger RNA. The record is from RefSeq and is a predicted model, not a curated record. Lineage: Eukaryota; Metazoa; Arthropoda; Insecta; Diptera; Drosophilidae.
GCACAACUGUUUUGUUUCUAUUUUUUUUGUUGCAUUUGGGGUGCCGGGCGAUUUCUGCGAGUAGCCCCAACCAGAACCAGAAGAAGUGCAUUCGCAUUGCAACAGUUGCCAAGUCUUUUUAGUCAUUAACGAAAUGGAUUUGGGCGAGCGCACACGAUGCAUUUCCAUUACUUGGGCAUUAUUAAUCAUAGUCUGUCAAACGAUGUGCGAGUCCCGCUAUAUAAGUGCGAGUCCGAGCCAGAACCUUGCACUGACUAUGCCCACGGUAAAUGCUGCCUACUACAGUCACAGGAUACUCUUUCUGACCGGUCUAUGCACGCUGUCCUUAACGCUGCUCGGCUGUCUGGCUGUUGCCGCAGAUCGCGUCGCAAGGCUGCGAGCCUGGACGCCUAUGCUCCGCGCACGCAGAGUAUUGUGUGGCCAGCACUACCCGCCGAAACGGCCCGUGUCGUGGAAGUGACCUUUCUGCAUACGCCCGGUGCCGUGGAUUGCCUGUGCCGUGGCUGCUGCCAGACGAGGAAUGUCAUCUGCCUGGAGGAUUGUCUGAAUGCCACGGAAUGUCUAAGCAAAUCGACGACAAUUGAAGCCUUUAAUUAUUUUGUUCGCAUAAGCCAAAGAAAGUACAAUACAGUAAAUAUGAAGGCGACACAAAGUAAAAAUGUGGAAAAGUUGCUGUUGCUGUUGGUGCUGCUCAUUGGUUAUCCGCAACUCUUUGAAACGAGCAACUUUACAGACGAUUAUUGGCAAACGGAGUCACAAUCAGUGGAGGAGGACGAUAAUGCAACAACGAAUUCGAGUGGCUAUAGAAUUAUUAGCGACAUUAACGAUAAAAAUAGCAUUUAUAUUCCUGUGGAUCCAUUGACGAGGGUGGCCUUUGUAGCCCUGCUGUUGCACGUACUCAUCGUUGGUGGAGGCAUUAUCAUCUACAGCGUCGUCUACUGCAAGUCACGUACUGAUAAAAAGCGGCUGACGGAAAUGAGACGUCGUCUGCAAAGUCCACCAACGCUGCAGCAUUUGCCCAACAGCCAGAAUUGCCCUUGUCAUGGCUGUCGUGUAGCCAGACAAAUUCUAAGCGGCCUGAUCGUACAGCAGAUUAUAACAGAGCGUUCAGAGUGUUAGCGAUAACGAUAAGCUUUUAACGCUGGUCACACUCUUGUAGUUUUAGGCUUGCAAACAUGGAACACCUUGUAAUAGGAAUGUGCUUCAAUGCAUAUUAUCGAUUUAAUGUCAAAAUCAAUCAAUCUUAAGCUGUAUGCUGCAUGAUAACAGUCAAGCAGUGCGAAAUAUACUCUAACAGGUACGAGUGCUCCUUUACCUUGACAAAAAG